ACAUCUCUAAGAUAAUAAUAGGUUAAAGUAUAAAGUCACAGCUAUCUUUUUUUUGUGUUUUCACUUCGAACUCAGAGGGGUGUCCAAACAAAGCUUGCGUGUCAAUUCUACCCUCUACGUUUGCGCGAUGGAAAAUAUAUCUAGGGAUACCCAUCGCAAAUUUCUAAAAAUAUAUUUUACAGUUAUAAGAUGCAGUGGGAUGUUUGCGCUUAUGCCUUCGACAAAAAUAGGCUGGAGAAUACUGAAUAUUUUUUACAAAUAUUUAAAUUUCGCAAUUCUUAUUUUUUAUCAGAUAACUCUUGGGGCAGACGCUCUGAAUCAUGUCACCGAUAUAACGAUAUUUGGAAACAACGGUUGCUUUUUUUUUGGGGUGUGCAAUUCUAUUUUUAAAUUCUGGAAAUUUUCGGUUAUGCAAGAUAAAAUUAUUGAACUCGCUGAAGAAAUUUACAGCCCUGUAGAUGUACUUCUACAGUCUACAGAUCGUGGAAUAUUAGUUAACAUAAAAAGUGUAUUAUUUUGGGAACAAUUACAAUACUAUUCAUGUAUAACGUCAAAUGUAUUCCUGACAAUAGCCUUAUUAUUUUUGACGCCUAUUGAAAAGGGUUCCUUGCCAAUGCGAGCUAUAUACCCUUACGACAUAACAGUUUCGCCGAAUCACGAACUCACAUUCUUCUACCAAUUUUAUUGCGUGGCCUACUGUCUGAUGGUAGUGAUAACAAUUGACGCCUCAGUAAUUGGAAUGAUGAGAUGGUUGACGAUCCAAAUUCUUGCACUGACUAACAACUACAAAUACUGUAACAGCAAGUUAUCGAAACGCGCUGGUCUAGUUUCUCCGCUCAAAGCUUGUAAAACUCUUGAAGGAAUUGACGCCAUGAAAAUUGAAUACGAAGAUACUGAGAUAUUAGAAUUUUUGGCCUUCGAUAAGCAAAAGGUCGAAGACUGCGAUGAUGACUACAUCGGAAGAUUUAAAAGUUGCAUCAAACACCAUCAGAGAAUCAAAAAACUAAUGAACGAUUUUAACGACAUUUUCAGCGAUUUUCUGAUGAUGCAAUUUGCAAGCAGUUUAUUGAUCAUUUGUUUUAAUGGCUUCAUGAUGUUAAUUGAAAUGGAGAAAGGAGCCAAUUUUAUAAAAUUCUUUAUUUACUUGAGUAUGUGUUUUGGUCAGUUACUCGUGUAUUGUUACUACGGAAAUCAGUUUACUGACGUGGCAAACAGUUUGACAUACAAUCAGUGGAUGUCGGGAUGGGAGUCCACGGAUGAGAGGAAUAAUAGUAAUAAGCUGAGCAAUCUCGUGACAAUAUCGAUGAUACCGACAUUGAAGCCGCUGGGAUUCAAAGCACUUGGCUUGUUCGAAUUGUCGAUGCCGACGUUUUUGGCGAUUGUAAAAAGCUCAUAUUCUACAUUGAUACUUCUGACGACAGUUGCCUCAGAUUGAUGAUACAGUACCAGAAAUUUUCUUCUAUAGUUUUGUUAAAUAACGACUCCACAAUUAAUGUUAGUUAACACCUGAAAGUAUAAAAUAAAUCUAGUUGUUACUGAAA
Molecule: messenger RNA, 1541 nt
Organism: Cotesia glomerata
Lineage: Eukaryota; Metazoa; Arthropoda; Insecta; Hymenoptera; Braconidae
Product: odorant receptor 85c-like
Exons: 6
Coding region: 128-1435 (435 amino acids)
Biological process (GO): sensory perception of smell; detection of chemical stimulus involved in sensory perception of smell
Cellular component (GO): plasma membrane
Molecular function (GO): olfactory receptor activity; odorant binding
Source: RefSeq, a predicted model, not a curated record